This is a messenger RNA of Aedes aegypti (yellow fever mosquito), 1932 nucleotides long. RefSeq names its product short/branched chain specific acyl-CoA dehydrogenase, mitochondrial. Gene Ontology annotation, molecular function: acyl-CoA dehydrogenase activity; flavin adenine dinucleotide binding. Gene Ontology annotation, cellular component: mitochondrion. The record is from RefSeq and is a predicted model, not a curated record. Lineage: Eukaryota; Metazoa; Arthropoda; Insecta; Diptera; Culicidae. The transcript has a single exon. The coding region runs from base 148 to 1416 and encodes 422 amino acids.
UUCCAGCUUUCCGCUUUAGUUGAUUUACGAGCCUGGUACCGAUCGGUUCGCAGUAGAUCUUCGACGUUCGUUCUGGCUGUGCACGAUUUCUAUCCCACAUUUUAGUUCUGAUUUGAAACCGGUUGUGGUGGAAGUGAUCCGUUCAAAAUGAUGCAAAAUCUGCUGAAGACCACUCUGCGCACUGCUGCCCUGUGCCGUAAGAAUCUGGUUCAACCGGCGGCCAAGUUCUCAUCUUCUUCGUUCGGAACAACCCAAGGACCAACCAGCCCGCUGACUUACCUAACCGAAGAUGAACAGAUGAUGAAGGAAACUGUUGCCAAGCUGGCACAGGAGCAGAUCGCCCCACUCGUCAGAAAGAUGGACGAUGAUCACCAAUUUGACCCCAGCGUGGUGCAGGCCAUGUUCGACAAUGGCCUGAUGGGUGUGGAAGUUGGAGAUGAAUACGGUGGCAGUGGGUGCAACUUCAUGACCAUGAUGUUGGUCGUCGAAGAACUUUCCAAGGUGGACCCAGCCGUAGCUGCCUUCGUCGAUAUCCACAACACCUUGGUCAACUCUUUGAUGAUCAAGCUCGGAACGGAAGAACAGAAGAAGAAGUAUCUGCCCAAACUGUGCUCCGAAUACAGUGGUAGCUUUGCCCUGUCCGAACCAUCCGCUGGAUCGGAUGCCUUCUCUCUCAAAACCACUGCCAAGAAGGAUGGAAACCACUACAUCCUAAACGGAAGCAAGAUGUGGAUCUCCAACUCGGAUUUGUCCGGAAUGUUCUUGAUCAUGGCUAACGCCAACCCAUCGGCUGGAUACCGUGGAAUUACCACCUUCAUUGUCGAUCGCGACAUGGAAGGAUUCACCGUGGGCAAGAGAGAAAAUAAGCUCGGUAUCUGCGCUUCAGGAACCUGCCAGCUUCAUUUGGACAACGUCCGCGUUCCAGAGGAGAACAUCCUGGGUGAGUUUGGCAAGGGUUACCAAUAUGCUGCCGGUUUCCUAAACGAAGGUCGCAUCGGUAUCGGUGCCCAGAUGAUUGGUCUUGCCCAGGGAUGCAUGGAUGCUACCAUCCCGUACCUGCUGGAGCGUAAGCAAUUCGGUUCGGACAUCUACUCGUUCCAGAGCAUGCAGCACCAGAUCGCGACCAUCGCCACCGAAAUCGAAGCCGCCCGGCUUCUGGUCUACAAUGCUGCUCGUCUGCAGGAAGCUAAGGUCCCAUUCCUGAAACAGGCCGCUAUGGCUAAGCUGUACGCUUCGGAGGUUGCCCAACGCACCACCGUCAAGUGCAUUGACUGGAUGGGUGGAGUUGGCUUCACCAAGGACUUCCCGCAGGAGAAAUUCUACCGCGACUGUAAGAUUGGUGCCAUUUAUGAAGGAACGAGCAAUAUGCAGCUCAGCACCAUUGCCAAGGUCAUGAAGAAGGAAUACCAGUCCUAAGACUGUAGAAAAUUAAUGCAUUUCAAACGCCGUCUUCCAGUGAGUUACGCAACGCACGGUAUCAUAAAAAAAUCGUGUGUUUCAUAACCCAGCCUCCGCUUCCUCAGCAAACACGCACACAUACAAAAACCGCAAAAAAAGUUUGCUGAUAGGAUGGAUGGCAACUGAUAAAAUACCUACAUACAUUAAGAAAAAACAUAUUACGCAUGCUAAUUCUUUUUUCAACACAGGAGUUCAACGUAUACGUGUCAAGCACCGCGAGAACUUGAGAAUCAAGUAUAAAAAUUGCGAAGCACUCAAGUGCAAAAAAAAAAACGCAAAAUGUUGCAUUUAUUUUCUACUACGAAGGUUAUUAUUAAGGUGUGUAAUUAGAACUCUCUUUUGAAAUUGUGUCUAGUGAUAACGACACACAAGUAGAAAAGUCGACCCACUGGUAUCGUACGAUACCCGAAAAAUAUAUAGGUGUUAAACGAUCUUGAUAAAUGUGAAAUAAAUUUACUGUACUGAUUAAAGGUG